AUGGAGUUUAAUAAACCAGAAGCACUAAAAUUAACUGGCAAUGUUGCUGAAAAUUAUAAAUUAUUUAAGGAAGAAGUUCUAGUGUUUUUCGAAGCCACAGAAACAACUACAAAGCCAGAGAAGGUACAGGUGGCAAGAUUAUUAAAUUUAAUUGGCAGCGACGGUGUCAAAAUUUACAGAACAUUCAAUGUUGAACCAAAGGACGAAACAGUUGAAAUUGUGUUCAAAAAAUUGGAAGAGUAUUGUACUCCAAAAAGAAAUGAAGUAAUGGAACAUUAUAGGUUUUUUAUGAGGAAACAAGAGUUUAGUGAACCGUUCGACAAAUUCUACGCUGAUUUAAGGAACCUCAUCAAGAGUUGUUGUUUUGGAGAAACAGAAGAAAAAUUGUUACGAACACAAAUUGUUCUUGGUAUCAGCGACAAAGAUCUUCAAUCAAAAUUACUACGAGAAGAUUUAAGUUUAGAAAAAGUGAUACGUCAUUGUCAGGCUACUGAACAAGCAGAAAUUAACAGGAAGAUACUAGUGCAAGAAAAUGAAGCCAAAAUUGAAGUUAUGGAGAAGAAAAAACUGAACAAACCGAACAAAUACAGUUCAACAAGAUGGGCGAUGGAGAAACAACAACAACAAAGUCAGCUACCGAUCAAACAAGAAGGAGGAGAAAACCUAAGGAAAACACCAAGGGAAAGUGGUAAUGUAUCAGCACAAAAAUAUAAAUUUAAUUGUACUAAGUGUGGUAAAACACAUAGCAUUAAUGAGUGUCCAGCAUAUAAAAAAAGUUGUAAUAUAUGUGGAUACAAAAAUCAUUUUGCGAUAAUGUGUAGAAACAAAAUAAAAAGUGAGAGUAAACAGUUAAAUACAGUAGUGGAAGAGAAUAAAGUAAGUGAAUAUUUAUGUUUGGAUAAAAUUGAAGUGGAUGAUACAUGUAAUACUUGGACAGAUAUUGUGAAAAUAAAUGGUACAAAUGUAGAAAUAAAAUUAGACACUGGCGCACAGUUGAAUGUUAUGCCUGUAGAACUGUAUAAAAAAAUUAAUGUAAAUAAAUUAGAGAAGAGUGAAGUCAUUAUAAAGACAUUUGGUGGAUUUACAAUGAAAUCACAAGGUAAAAUAAGUAAUAAGCAAUGUAAAGGAAAUAUUAGAUUUGAGGUAGUCGAAUACAAAGGAAUGCCAAUACUUGGGCUUAAAGAUUGUAAGAUCUUAAAAUAUAAACUAAAUGAAAUGAGUGAGAUCCAGCUAGAUAAUAAAAAAGAAAAAUUUAUAAAAGAAAAUAUUGACAUAUUUAGUGGCAUAGGGAAAUUUCCAGAUAAAAUCAAAAUUAAAGUAAAAAAAGGUAGUGUACCUGUAAUAAGUCAGCCUAGACGAAUUCCAAUAAAAUUAACAGAUAAAUUUAAACAAUUAAUUGAGAAAUUGAGUAAGCAGAAAAUAAUUGAGAAAUGUUUGGAGCCUAGUGAAUGGCAACAUCCCUUAGUAAGUAUAGAAAAACCUGAUAAGUCCUUAAGAAUGUGUUUAGAUCCAAUAGCAUUAAAUAAGUGUAUAAUUAGGGAAAUGGUACAAAUUCCUACGAUUGAUGAAAUAAGAAGUAAAUUAACAAAUAAAAAGUAUUUCACGCUUUGUGAUCUAAAAGAUGGAUUUUAUCAAUGUGAAUUGGAUAGUGAUUCUAAGAAAUAUUGUGCUUUCAGUACACCAUUUGGCUCUUAUCAGUUUAAAAGACUGCCCUUUGGAUUAGCUAAUGCUCCAGAAAUAUUUCAACAGUUGACAUCAAAAUACUUCGGGGGUAUUGAGAAUGUUUGUGUAUACUUUGACGACAUACUUGUGAGUGGAGAAACGCAAAAAGAACAUGAGGAAGCAUUAAAUAAGGUAGUAGAACAGGCUAGGAAAUUAAAUAUUAAAUUCAAUCUAAAAAAAUUGCAAUUUGAAGUAAAUGAAGUUAGAUUUUUAGGCAUGAUAUUUAGUGAGAAAAGAAUUAAACCAGAUCCAGAUAGAGUUAAAUCUAUUAUUCAGUUAAGUACACCACAAAAUAUAAAGCAACUUCAAUCAUUUUUAGGGAUGGUGAACUAUUUAAGAUUAUUCAUUCCUAAUAUGUCAGAGUUAGUAGAACCAUUAAGAAAUUUAUUAAAAAAAAAUCUUGUGUGGUCAUGGGGAAAAAAUUGUGAGAUUGCUUUUAAUAAACUAAAAAAUAUAUUAAUUGAAUUACCAGCCCUUAGUAAUUACAAUGCAAAAGAUGUUUUUACUAUACAGUGUGAUGCGUCUGAAAAGGCGUUAGGGUGUUGUUUAUUACAAAAUGAUCGACCUGUGUAUUAUGCAUCAAGGUGCUUGAGCGAAACAGAACAAAUGUACGCACAAAUUGAAAAAGAAAUGUUAGGGAUGGUGUUCGCAUGUAAGAAGUUUCAUAAAUUAAUUUAUGGGCAAGAUGUAAUUAAAAUAUCUACUGAUCAUCAACCGUUAAUAAAUGUAAUGAAAAAAGAAAUAAAUAAAAUACCUAAUAACAGGUUAAGACGAAUGAGACUUAAACUGUUAAUUUAUAAUACUGAUGUAAAAUAUUGCCCUGGAAAGUACAUGUAUAUAGCAGAUUUACUAAGUAGAAAUUAUAUUCAAAGAACUGAGUUAACUGAUGAAAGUUUAAAUGAUGUAGUACAUAUGAUUAGUGAGUUUGAUGUACAGUUUAAAAAUAACAGGUUAGAACAACUUAUAAAAGAAACGUACAAAGAUGAACAUUUAGGUAAAGUGUUAAAAUAUUUGGAUGAGGGCUGGCCCAAAAAAAUUGUGGAGAGUGGUGAAAUAAGACAUUACUUUAAAAUAAAAAAUGAACUGAUUAAAGAAAAAGAGAUUAUUUACUAUGAGAACAGAAUAGUUGUGCCUAAAUCGUUAAGGAUGUACAUAAUCAAGAAAUUACAUGAGACACAUAUUGGAAUAACCAAAACAUUAAAAAAGAGCAAGCAAAUAUUUUAUUGGCCAGGGAUGUCAUCAGACUUAAAAAAUUUUAUUGAGGCAUGUGAAAUAUGUAAGAAGUUUAGUUGCAGUAAAAUAAAAGAACCACUAUUACAACAUGCUAUUCCUGAAUUACCAUUCCAAAAAAUAGGAAUAGAUAUAGCUGAGAUAGAACGCUCAAAUUACUUAGUAAUAAUGGACUAUUUUUCGAGGUGGAUUGAGGUUCUGAGUAUGAAGGAUAAAACUAGUGAAACUGUAAUAUCACUGUUAAAAAUAGUAUUUAGUCGUUUUGGGAUACCUGAGGAAAUAGUGGCUGACAACAAUCCAUGUGGUAGUAGAGAAUUUAAACAGUUUGCUGAAGAAUGGCAUUUUAACGUAACACUGUCAAGCCCCAACUAUCCCAAAAGCAAUGGUCUGGCUGAGAAAGCUGUGGGGAUAGCAAAAAAUAUGAUAAAAAAGUCUAAAAGUGAGAAUCAAGAUUUAAAUUUAUAUCUGUUAAAUUAUAGGAACGCCCCUGUAGCAGGAUUACCUUGGUCUCCAGCACAAAUGCUACAAAGUAGAAUGUUGAGAUCUAAAACUAAUAGUUUAAAUAAAAAAAUUUUAAGUCCUAAUGUGGUAGACUGCUCUGAAGAAAAUAAAUUAAAAAAAUUAAAACAAAAAAAUUGGUAUGACAAAACAGCCACAAAUGUUCAACAAGAGUUUAAACCGAAUGAAAACAUUAUGUUACAAAACAAAUUUUCAAAACUAUGGUCUAAAGCUGUGGUUUUGAGUAAAACUAAUUGGCCUAGAUCAUAUUUAGUGAAGGAUGAAAAGGGUAAAACACUUAGGCGAAAUACAAAAUUUAUGAAAAAAGUGAGUAGUUAUGAUUUAAGUUUGGGUGGAAGUGAUGAUGAAAUUGGAAGUGAUGAUGAAAUUAUAGCAACAAAAGCAAUUGUCAGAACCCAAAAAGGAAGAGUAGUAAAAAAACCUAUAAGACUAGGAAUUGAUUAA
Messenger RNA from Acyrthosiphon pisum (pea aphid), 3915 nucleotides. RefSeq lists its product as uncharacterized. Gene Ontology annotation, molecular function: nucleic acid binding. Gene Ontology annotation, biological process: DNA integration. The record is from RefSeq and is a predicted model, not a curated record. The coding region runs from base 1 to 3915 and encodes 1304 amino acids. The transcript has 3 exons. NCBI's taxonomy places the organism in Eukaryota, Metazoa, Arthropoda, Insecta, Hemiptera, Aphididae.